Messenger RNA from Daktulosphaira vitifoliae (grape phylloxera), 1455 nucleotides. RefSeq names its product 60S ribosomal protein L3 (gene RpL3). NCBI's taxonomy places the organism in Eukaryota, Metazoa, Arthropoda, Insecta, Hemiptera, Phylloxeridae. Gene Ontology annotation, molecular function: RNA binding; structural constituent of ribosome. Gene Ontology annotation, cellular component: ribosome; cytosolic large ribosomal subunit. Gene Ontology annotation, biological process: ribosomal large subunit assembly; translation. The transcript has 7 exons. Bases 166 to 1392 code for a protein of 408 amino acids. The record is from RefSeq and is a predicted model, not a curated record.
CACUCUGUGUCAGCACAUAAUAUUAUUUUGUUGCCGAGUUUCCAUCAUUUGGUUGCGUGACGUACAGAGUCAUAGUUUGUACACUCUCCUUUUGUGAGGUUGGUGUUAAUUUCUCAUAUACGUUUUCUUAAAUUUUAUCCAGAAGCAUCCGAUUAAUUAUCGAUAAUGUCUCAUCGUAAAUUCAGUGCUCCUCGUCAUGGUUCUAUGGGAUUCUACCCGAAAAAACGUGCACGUCGUCAUCGUGGAAGAGUAAAGUCAUUCCCCAAGGAUGAUCCGAGCAAACCUAUCCAUUUAACUGCUUUUAUUGCAUAUAAAGCUGGUAUGACACAUGUUGUACGGGAAGCAGAUCGACCUGGAUCAAAACUUAAUAAAAAGGAAAUUGUUGAGCCUGUAACUAUCUUAGAAACUCCACCAAUGAUUAUUGUUGGUGUUGUUGGUUAUGUUGAAACUCCCUAUGGCUUAAAACCCUUAAAAACAGUGUUUGCUGAACAUUUAUCUGAAGAUUGCCGUCGUCGUUUCUAUAAGAAUUGGUACAAAUCUAAGAAGAAAGCUUUUGUCAAAUAUUCUAAGAAAUGGCAAGAUGAAAAUGGUAAAAAACAAAUCAACAAAGAUUUAGCUAAGAUAGCUAAAUACUCAAAAGUUGUUCGUGUCAUUGCUCAUACUCAGAUGAAAUUAUUAAAAAAACGUCAAAAGAAAGCUCAUAUUAUGGAAAUUCAAGUUAAUGGAGGAACCAUUGCUGAAAAAGUUCAAUGGGCUAAAGAACAUUUCGAAAAGCCUGUGCCAGUUUCUCAUGUUUUUGCCCCAGAUGAAAUGAUAGAUUGUAUUGGUGUAACUAAAGGUCGUGGAUAUAAGGGUGUCACAUCUCGUUGGCAUACUAAGAAAUUACCACGUAAAACACACAAAGGUUUACGUAAAGUAGCCUGUAUUGGUGCAUGGCAUCCUAGUCGUGUUCAAUUCACUGUUGCACGUGCUGGACAAAAAGGAUACCAUCAUCGAACUGAAAUUAAUAAGAAGAUUUAUAGAAUUGGUCUUGGAAUUCAUACUAAAGAUGGAAAGGUCAUCAAAAAUAAUGCUUCAACAGAGUAUGAUUUAACUGAAAAAACUAUCACUCCAAUGGGUGGUUUCCCUCAUUAUGGUGAAGUAAAUAAUGACUUCAUUAUGAUCAAAGGUUGUUGUGUUGGACCUAAGAAAAGAAUUAUUACUCUGCGUAAAUCUUUGUUAGUUCACACAAAACGUGCGGCUUUGGAAAGUAUCAACCUGAAAUUCAUUGAUACAUCUUCUAAAUUUGGUCAUGGACGAUUCCAAACCAUUGCUGACAAAGCAGCAUUUAUGGGUCCACUGAAAAAGGAUAGAAUCAGAGAAGAAGAAAAAGCAACUGCUGCUGUAAAAUAAUUGUGCAAACUUGUUAUAAAUUGACAAUUUAUAUAAUAAAUAAACAAUAUAAUGAUUUUACAA